Molecule: messenger RNA, 864 nt
Organism: Penicillium atrosanguineum
Lineage: Eukaryota; Fungi; Ascomycota; Eurotiomycetes; Eurotiales; Aspergillaceae
Exons: 2
Coding region: 1-864 (287 amino acids)
Molecular function (GO): RNA-DNA hybrid ribonuclease activity; nucleic acid binding
Source: RefSeq, a predicted model, not a curated record
AUGCAACUGACCUUCCAAUCAGAGCGUAUCGCACUCCUCAUCCAUAUCCUUUGCGAAUUGCACACCAGUCACGGAAUCACUGCGCAGAAACUGAAAGAUGCAGGACGGCAUAUUCAACAGUCCAUCUCUCCGAUUGAACGACUACAAUUACUAGACGAGCUAUACCGCGUGAAAGAAGAGGAGGAAAAGUUUCUUGAUAGGGUCACGGAGGCUACGCGAAAUCAAAAUGAUCGGCCCCACCCCCCUGCCACCUUGGCGACCCGAGACAUUUUCGGAAUCGAAAUUGAGCCGGACAAGGAGAUCGCCAUAGAACGAGCAGAAACGGCACGAUCCGCCUCGGACAUUGUCGUCUACUCAAACGCCUCGGAACGCCAAGGCCACCUGGGCGCAGCAGCGACGACACUCAAUGACAGCACGGGGACGGCGGAUUUUCUACAGAUUCAGGUGGGGCCAAUGGACCGGUGGUCAGUACAUGCCGCCGAGCUAGUGGGGAUCCUGUAUGCCAUCAAUAUCAUCAACAAGGCUGCCCUCCAGCGAUGGAGGCUAGCCGGCUUGCACACCAGAACUGCGACCAUCCUCAGCGACAGUAUGUCGGCUUUGCAAGCUAUCCAGAACCCGAAAAUCAAGUCAGCACAACAGAUCAUCUUUGCCAUCCUGGAAUCGGCCAAGAACACCAAGUCAAACGACAUCGCAAUUCGCCUACAAUGGAUGCCCGGACACUGCGAGGAGCCCGGUAAUGACACCGCAGACCAAUUGGCCAGAGAAGCAGCCGUGCCGGGAAAAACCUAUCCCUUCGCCCCAUUACUAUCUCGCGAGAAGGCCUUUAUCCGGAGAGGGAUCUACGCUCAGUGGGAGAAGGAAUAG